This is a messenger RNA of Odobenus rosmarus divergens (Pacific walrus), 1619 nucleotides long. It is a transcript of the gene TAB1, whose product is annotated as TGF-beta activated kinase 1/MAP3K7 binding protein 1. Gene Ontology annotation, biological process: protein dephosphorylation. The coding region runs from base 59 to 1573 and encodes 504 amino acids. Gene Ontology annotation, molecular function: protein serine/threonine phosphatase activity. Gene Ontology annotation, cellular component: cytosol. The transcript is spliced from 11 exons. NCBI's taxonomy places the organism in Eukaryota, Metazoa, Chordata, Mammalia, Carnivora, Odobenidae. The record is from RefSeq and is a predicted model, not a curated record.
CCGCCCUUCUCGCCUGCUCUGGUGGGAGGCGGGCGCACCCGCGGGGGGUCCCUCCAAGAUGGCGGCGCAGAGGAGGAGCCUGCUGCAGAGUGAACAGCAACCAAGCUGGACAGAUGACCUGCCGCUCUGCCACCUCUCUGGCGUUGGUUCGGCCUCCAACCGCAGCUACUCUGCUGAUGGCAAGGGCACUGAAAGCCACCCACCGGAGGACAGCUGGCUCAAGUUCAGGAGUGAGAACAACUGCUUCCUGUACGGGGUCUUCAACGGCUAUGAUGGCAACCGAGUGACCAGCUUCGUGGCCCAGCGGCUAUCUGCUGAGCUCCUGCUAGGCCAGCUCAGCACCGAGCACACUGAGGCAGACGUGCGGCGCGUGCUGCUGCAGGCCUUCGAUGUGGUAGAAAGGAGCUUCCUGGAGUCCAUUGAUGACGCGUUGGCUGAGAAGGCAAGCCUCCAGUCCCAGCUGCCAGAGGGUGUCCCUCAGCACCAGCUGCCUCCUCAGUAUCAGAAGAUCCUCGAAAGACUCAAGGCACUGGAGAGGGAGAUUUCGGGAGGAGCCAUGGCCGUCGUGGCGGUCCUGCUCAACAACAAGCUCUACGUCGCCAAUGUUGGUACAAAUCGUGCCCUUCUAUGCAAAUCCACGGUGGACGGGCUGCAGGUGACCCAGCUGAACGUGGACCACACCACGGAGAAUGAGGACGAGCUCUUCCGCCUCUCUCAGCUGGGUUUAGAUGCAGGAAAGAUCAAGCAAGUGGGGAUCAUCUGUGGCCAGGAGAGCACCAGACGCAUCGGGGAUUACAAGGUCAAAUAUGGCUACACUGACAUCGACCUACUCAGUGCCGCCAAGUCCAAGCCGAUUAUCGCAGAGCCCGAAAUCCAUGGUGCGCAGCCCCUGGAUGGGGUGACUGGCUUCCUGGUGCUGAUGUCGGAGGGGCUGUACAAGGCUCUGGAGGCCGCCCAUGGGCCCGGGCAGGCCAACCAGGAGAUCGCUGCCAUGAUCGACACGGAGUUCGCCAAGCAGACUUCCCUGGAUGCCGUGGCCCAGGCCGUGGUGGACCGGGUGAAGCGCAUCCAUGGGGACACAUUUGCCAGCGGCGGCGAGCGUGCCAAGUUCUGCCCGAGGCAUGAGGACAUGACCCUGCUGGUGAGGAACUUUGGCUACCCGCUGGGCGAGAUGAGCCAGCCCACACCGUCCCCGGCUCCAGCUGCAGGAGGACGUGUGUACCCCGUCUCCGUGCCAUACUCCAGUGCCCAGAGCACCAGCAAGACCAGCGUGACCCUGUCCCUCGUCAUGCCCUCCCAGGGCCAGCUGCUCAAUGGGGCCCACAGCGCAUCCACCCUGGACGAAGCCACUCCCACCCUCACCAACCAGAGCCCGACCCUGACGCUGCAGUCCACCACCACGCACACACACAGCAGCAGUUCCAGCUCGGACGGAGGCCUCUUCCGCUCCCGGCCCGCGCACUCCCUCCCGCCUGGCGAGGGCGGCCGUGUGGAGCCUUACGUGGACUUUGCUGAGUUUUACCGCCUCUGGAGCGUGGACCACGGCGAGCAGAGCGUGAUGACGGCACCAUAGCCCCGGCUGGGGGAUGUGGCCCGAGCAGGACCAGGCCUGGGGACAA